AGCCCACCGCGUUCGGCCGCCGCCGUCCCACGGCGGGGCCGCCCGCGGGGCCGCCCGCCGUCGCCCCCGCGGGGGCGUCGGCCAGCCGGCGAUGCCGGGCAGCGGCGCUGGCUCGGCGGCGCGGGGCAGCCAGAGCUGCGCCCAGCUCAGCAGCACCAUGGCCGUGCUGAGCCUCGCGGAGGCCCAGGCGCUGGCGCAGCGGGCGGGGCAGAUGGCGCUGGACCCCGCGGUGCAGGCGCUCGCGAAGGAGAAGGCUUGCGCGCAGAUGGUGCUGGGCUUGGACAGAGCAGUGAAAGACAAGGAAGAGAUGCAGCGGACGGCGCUGAUCACCAAGUCCAGGGAGAAGCUCGCCCUCCAGCACCAGGACCGCGAGGGCCUCAGGAUGAUGGCCGAGGAGAAGCGGCGGCGCCGGGAGCUGGAGCGGGAUGCCCUGGACGUGUCGCUGCGGAUCUCCGAGGGCAACCGGCAGAAGGAGAAAGCCCUCCUGCGCCUCGAGGCAGAGAAAGAGCGGCGCGACCUGCAGUCUUCGCUGAACAAGGACCCCGACGCUCUGGCCAAGGAGGAGUCCAGGCGGCGGCUGCAGGCCGCGAAGGCUUUCCAGGAGGAGAACUACGCGUUCUACUCGACCGCGAUCGGGCUGCCGGGACAGGCGGAAGUUCUCAAUGCCAAGCGCCGGAUGGAGGACGAAGAGCGCAGGCGGGGCACGAUGAGCGACAUGUUCUAUGCCAGCCGCGAGGAGGCCCGCCGGCGCCGGGCACAAGACACCCAGAGGACGCUUCGCUUGCAGCAGCAGGAGAUCGUGGACCGCUCGGCCCAGGCCGCCGCUGAGAGGCGGUUGGACAAGGAGUACGCCGACGCCGAGGCCAGGAAGGGCCUUAAGGCCCUUCAGGAGAAGCGGCGCAAGGCCCUCGACAAGGAGGUGGAGAACCAGAGAGACCUUGCUGCCGCCAUCGCGGCCAAGGAUGCCAGCGACGCCUUCAGCAGCACGCGGAAGACGGCAGCGCUCAGCACGAUGCGGUCUGCGCCAGCAUUCUCUCGUCAGCUGGAUGCUCCUCUGUUCCUCGACAGGCCCCUUGGCCGCCCCAUGGGAGACCCCGUCUCGUGGGCCACGUCCCUGGGCACGCCCAAGCCCGUGGAGCUGCCGCCCAUGGAGGACCCUGCGGCGUCCGCAACGAGCGGCCGGGGCGUGGGCGGCCCGCGGAGCGCGGCCGGCCCAGGCCCAGGCAGCCCCCUGCUGAAGGGAGCGGGGCGCGCGGCCGGAGCGCCGGGCAGCGCCCCGCCGGGCGGCCUGGCCUGGUCUCAGGACCUCAGCCCGGAGGCGCUCCGGGCGGCGAAGAGAUCGGCACGCGAGCGCCAGGCCGCCAAGCGGCUGCAGACGGCGGUCUGAGCCGCCGCCCUCCGCCGUCGCAGACGGACCCGUGAGGCGCGAGCCAGCCUGGGCACGCGAGGCGGCGUGCCCUCGAGGAGGAGCGGCGUCGAGGAGGAGGAAGAUCUCGGGGGGCUCGAGCCUCCCGCGCGCCCCACGCCUCUCCGUGCGCCGCCGGCAUCGGCGGCAGGCCCUCCUCCAAGAGGACGGGCGAGGAGCACCGACCCCGCUUGUUCGAUCGCACCCCCGCCGGCGAAGCCGGGCGGCCUGGCCGCGAUGGGGCGGGCGCGACGGGGCGACCGCGGUGGGCAGGUGCGGUGCCGAGGAAA
Molecule: messenger RNA, 1695 nt
Organism: Prorocentrum cordatum
Lineage: Eukaryota; Dinophyceae; Prorocentrales; Prorocentraceae
Source: the annotation of a GenBank genome assembly